AUGAUGAUCCUCGAGGAAAAGCUUGUUCAUAAUUGGACAUUUCAUGCAGAACGAGUGCCACCUGAGGAUCAUAUAUUUUGGGCAUGGAAUAUUUUGGCUAUUAUGACGUUGCCAGUGCAAUGGUUGAGCAUGGGGCUCAUCCGAAAAGCCACACCCGAAUCUAUUUUUCGACCAUACGCCGGCAUGCUCUUCAAUAUGCAAAUAUACUUUAUGGUUACCGAUUUUUGUAUGAACGCUAUUAGACCGGUAUUGACAAACGACGUGAUCAGCCCAGCCGGCAGACUCGCCAAACUGUUAUUACCAAUCGGGGCUGGCAGUGCAACGCCUAUUUUCACGGGAUUGGUGGCAAAUUUUCUGUGCGCCGCCACGGUGUGCUUUCUUUAUUUGGCGGCAUCAUCACAUUAUCGGAUAGAGGCGGGCCCAAAAGUAACGAUAUUUGUGGUGCUCUACCAUAUAUUGAUCGGCGUCCCAAUAUGGAUCUCAUCCUAUUUCCUCGAGCCUGCCACCACCUACUCAAUUCUCACCAUUUUCUUCAUUUCCCAAAUAAUCCUAUGGACCGUUUCAGCACUCGUGUCUGCGAACAAACGCAUUAAGCUAACUCUUCCCAUUCUUUUCUUAAUUAUUGCAUAUUUUGGGACAUUUUGGAGGCCGAAUUUCUUCAACGCUUUUGCAUUUCUGUGCGGAGCAAGGACACAGAUCAAUUUGCUUCAAAUGCUAUUGUUCAGUCCGGAUUACAGAAGAUGUGCGGCGCAAUUUGCUCGAUAUUUCCAAGCAAAACUAUGCUGCCGAAAGAUU
Molecule: messenger RNA, 795 nt
Organism: Mesorhabditis spiculigera
Lineage: Eukaryota; Metazoa; Nematoda; Chromadorea; Rhabditida; Rhabditidae
Source: the annotation of a GenBank genome assembly